Messenger RNA from Gymnodraco acuticeps, 3402 nucleotides. It is a transcript of the gene klhl22, whose product is annotated as kelch-like family member 22. Gene Ontology annotation, biological process: positive regulation of TORC1 signaling; proteasome-mediated ubiquitin-dependent protein catabolic process; protein monoubiquitination. The transcript has 7 exons. NCBI's taxonomy places the organism in Eukaryota, Metazoa, Chordata, Actinopteri, Perciformes, Bathydraconidae. The record is from RefSeq and is a predicted model, not a curated record. The coding region runs from base 523 to 2421 and encodes 632 amino acids. Gene Ontology annotation, cellular component: polar microtubule; cytosol; nucleus. Gene Ontology annotation, molecular function: protein binding.
CACUGUCUGACACCAAAAAGUAAACACACUUGUUUUGAUCUGUCAAAAAAUCAGGCGACUGUGGCUAAGCUAGCCAUUCCCAAAAAGGAUUUGUUUGCUUUGUGACCAAACUGCCAAUGUAAAAUGUUUUUUUUCAUUGACGAACACGGGGAUAUUUUCGUGUAGUCGUUGGUAUCCUUUUUAAAGAAGGCUGUUUUUAUAUUGCGUUACAUCAGCUAACAGGCUAGAUAAAUUAGCUUACUUGCUAAUAUUAUUUAACGUUUAAGCUGACAGUGUAGUGUCAGGUCGACAGAAGGGCAUAUUUAUGUAACUAUACCCUUUAGGUUAUUUAUUAUAGCUGGUAGACUAGUACAACGCGUGUAAAACUUGGCAUACAGCAGUAUCCUUAAAAUAGACACCGUAACCACCCCUCUGCUAGGUGUCCAAUUUCCUCUUUCUGUAUCCUCAAUCCGGAAAGCAGCGUUCUUCGUAACAAUUAUGGGAAGAAACAGUUACAAUUAUAAAACUAGAUAGAUAAAAGAGAUGAAGCCGGAACAUCCGUACCCUGUCAUGGCUGAGCAGGGACAGCUGAGCCCGACAGGAGGACGCCGGGGCCGACAGACCUUCAGGAGCUCAGCCCACUUCCGCAGCCUGCUGGACGGCCUGCUGGCGCUGCGGCAGGGCGCCGUGCUGUUCGACGUGGUGCUGCUGGUGGAGGGCCGGCCCAUCGAAGCCCACCGCAUACUGCUGGCUGCCUCCUGCGAUUAUUUUAGGGGAAUGUUUGCUGGAGGCCUGCGGGAGACGCAGCAAAAAGAGAUCCCCAUUCAUGGAGUCACUUUCAUGGCCAUGACAAAAAUACUGGACUACAUCUACACUUCGGAGAUUGAGUUAGACCUGGAGUGUGUGCAGGAAGUCCUGAUAGCUGCCACGUUAGUACAGCUCGAGGUUGUCACUGGCUUCUGCUGCGAUUUCCUCUUCUCCUGGCUGGACGAGAGCAACAUUUUGGAGGUCUAUAACCUGGCAGAUCUGUACGGACUGCAGCAGCUCAGUGCCAGGGUCCACUCCUACAUGCUCAGGAACAUCCAGACUCUGUCCCGCACCGACGUGUACCGACAGCUCCCCCAGGACGUGGUGUUCAGCGCGCUGAGCAGUGACGAGCUGCAGGUGAACAGCGAGAACGAGGCGUACGAGGCGGCGCUGCACUUCCACUACAGUCCCCUGCAGGUGGAAACUGACCAGGUGUACUUGCAGGUCAGUCCUAAGGACAAUCUGAAGAUGAUCGAUGCUGUGCGUUUCUGCCUGAUUGAGAAACAAGUGUUGAAGCGUCUGUACGGCAGACUGAACCAGUGUCCCCUGAAGGACUGUGUGUCCUCCGCCCUGCGGUACCAUGAGCAGGAGGUCUGGCAGCCCGUCCUGCAGACCCCCCUCACCCAGCCUCGCUCCACCUUCCACUGCAUACUGGGGUUCGGGGGGAUGUUCACUUCCAGCUCCCUCACAGACAACGAGCAUUUGUUCCAGGUGUUCCACCCCAGCUGGGGUGAGUGGAGGACCCUCACUGCAGACCACGGCCCCCGCAUGUCCAACCAGGGCAUCGUGGUGCUCAACAACUUUGUUUAUCUGAUCGGAGGAGACAAGAACACCAGUGGGUUCCGCGCAGAGACCCGCUGCUGGAGGUACGACCCUCGUCACAACAGAUGGUGCGCGAUCCACCCUCUGCAGCAGCAGCAUGCUGACCACUGUGUCUGCGUGAUGGGCGGCCAUAUUUAUGCCAUUGGAGGACGGGACUAUAGCAACGAAUUGGAGUCAGUGGAGCGCUACGACCCACACACUGACAUGUGGGAGUUUGUAUCACCCCUGAAGAGAGAGGUUUACGCCCAUGCUGGAGCAGUGCUUGAUGGGAAAAUGUAUAUCUCAUGCGGGCGCAGAGGGAAUGCGUACCUCAAAGAGACCUACUGUUUUGACCCUGGGGCCAAUCAUUGGUCAGCGUGUGCUGAGGGGCCGGUGGAGCGCGCGUGGCACGGCAUGACGGCUGUCAACGGACGCAUUUAUGUGAUUGGGGGGAGCAACGAUGAGCGUGGGUACCGGCGUGAUGUCCUGAAGGUGGGAUGCUUUGACCCUGAGGCCAACUCUUGGUCUUUAAUGUCCCCCCUCCCCGCGGGACACGGAGAACCGGGCAUCGCCGUGCUGGACAGUCGCAUCUACGUCCUGGGGGGCCGCUCUCACGACAAAGGCAACAGGAUGAAAUACAUCCACGUGUUCAACAGCGACGCAGACGAGUGGGAGGGCGAGGCGGACUUUAAGGAGCGGGUCUCCGGCCUGGCAGCCUGCGUGGUGCUCAUGCCCCCCGCUGUCAUCGCUCAGGCCCGGAGCUGGGAGCAGCGCACCAAGGCAUCAUGGGAAGACGUGGAAAUGGACAACUCGGAGGACUCGAGUGAGGACUGAAGCAGCUGUUUGUCUGAGCACUGGACGCUAUCAUGCACUUUUUCUUACACAGCAUGUUAAAGUACCUGGGGGGGUUUUCUUUGCGCAGCAUCGGGUCCUUCCUGCACGUCGAUCACUGAGUGCCUCUGAACCAAAGAGUCACUCGGGACCUUUGCACACUGUUUGUUAUUUUGCAAAUAUCUUUUAAGAUAAUCAUGCUCCGCCCAUGAAUCACUGUCACUAAAAACUCAUUUUUAGAUUUUCCUUGUAGCUACCUUUUUAUUAGCUCUCUUUAUUUGUCAUAGAGAAAACCUCAAUAUCUUAAAUAUACAGCAGGCAGUCAAGACCACUGGCUGUGCAAUAAUAUGCUAAUAUAUAUAUGGCCUGAAUUGGCUUUAGACUUCAGAUAUUUACAGCACUUUUAAGCUAAAUUGUUAACCACAGAGAGUUCAAAAAGACUUCUCAAAUAUGCAAACUGUAAUUCUUCUUGCAGCUUCUGGUUAUCGGCAGAAACUGAAAUGAUCUUCUCAUCCAAACUACUGAGUAACCCUUAGGUUGUGCCUUGUUUCUGUGGAUCCUCAACUUGUGUUGUGUAUUAUUUUUAUGUUUCAAUAUAAUGUGUGGAUGGAGUUGAGUCUUAGUUGUUGUGCCUCUAGCAUCGUUAUUAGUUUAAAUAAUGCUUGAACAUGACUAGUGAACGCUUCCAGGUUGUAGAGUGCAGCUCACAAUAUGCUGCCAUGUCUGUGAAUGAUUCAGGGAGUCUUGAUUUGUGUGUGAAACAAAGUCCUUUUGAUGAUCUUCCAUACUGUAUAAAUGAUUCUGGUACUGAGUCCAAAGAGCACAAUGAGGAGAGGUUUGAAAAUAUUUCCAUCCACUCAGUCCAGCUUUGCUCCAUGCCUCAGUUCUUUCGGUACGCUGUUUAUUACAAACAUUAAGAAGCUUCUGUGAAUCCUUAACUUCUGUCAUUAAAAAACUCCAGGUGCGAGUCUGUUCCUUCUGAAA